AUGACUGACACUUGCCGAAGCUGUAGUAUGACACUCCCGGGUCAGCUCAACGAAAGGCUAUCAGCCCCAAGCCUGGCUUCAUCGCCCUCAGGUGGGGCCAAAUCCCCUACCACUACCAAGGGUAACAAUCCGACUUUGCGAACGAAGGAAGUUAUCAUCUCUUCUGCACCGUUUCUUUCCAGCGAGGAUGAGGAUGAAAGCUCUGAAGGACAACCGCCGUCCUACAUUCGAAGGCGGAGGGCUACCAUUGAUCCGGAACAUCUGCCGGGUUCGCCAAAUGCACGAUCGUAUUUCAAUUCCACCCCAGCCUCUGAUGACGAGGCGACCGGUGGGAAAUCCUUGCUGGGCUCUUCUACACAUACCCACCACAUCACUUACCUUUCGACAAGAGCUCCUUCCGUACCCUCCCGGUACUCCACUCUCCGGCAGUCAUGCGUUCGGACUUUGUCUUGUGAAUUGAUCCCUGCCCAGACUGGACCCAUAAUGUUUGGUGAUCCACUAGCAGGUUACACGAUCGCCUACGUAUUCAGACUUGCAGAUUCCAAAGCUCGCGGUGAAAGACGAUCAUACGCGUUGGUCUGUAUCUGCCCUGACCAGAAGAUUGUCGUGAAAUCGUGGAAAUAUGUUGUUGCGGCCUUUGAAGCAUUAGUGCACCGCAUAAAACUGUUGGCAGCGAAAAAGGCCGCAGAAGAUGCGCAAGUCUCGCCGGCCCUGAGCAACUCAAUCUCGUCCAUCACCUCUCGGGGGCCAGAUGGGUUUCUACGGAGACGAAUUCCCGGAGAAGGCGGUAGUCAGAAGGGGUUAGCAGAGUUGGUUGGACGAGAGGAGUUGUUUGUUGAGGUCCACAUGUGCUUCGUCAAGUUGCUUGGAGGGUUGGUACGGCGGUAUGGAUGCUGGGCUGGGAGCGAGUUGGGCCUAAGUAUCGGCACCAGUGGUAACUUUGUGACUCCCGUUAUGGGCAGAAGCAGGGCGGGGAGCGUCAGCAGUUCAGUUGGCGAUGAGAAACCUGAGAAAAAAACUGUCACCAGCCAGACCGUUGUUGAAGGUAUCGAAAUGACCGGAGGCGAACGAGCAGCCAAUGGAGCUAAAGUAACAUUUCCGCCUACAACUGCAGGGCUCAGUGUCCACGACACUGUCACGCCACGAGCCGCUCCUUCGACACCACGAACACCUGCCGCAAAACGGGAGGAACCGACCCACCAGAGAAGUCGAAGCGCGAUUUUGAUUCAUUAA
Molecule: messenger RNA, 1233 nt
Organism: Tuber melanosporum (Perigord truffle)
Lineage: Eukaryota; Fungi; Ascomycota; Pezizomycetes; Pezizales; Tuberaceae
Exons: 1
Coding region: 1-1233 (410 amino acids)
Biological process (GO): positive regulation of GTPase activity; positive regulation of TORC1 signaling
Cellular component (GO): cytosol
Molecular function (GO): GTPase activator activity
Source: RefSeq, a predicted model, not a curated record